CAUCUGUGUGUGGGGGACACUUAGUCACCGUGACAACUCCAAUAUUGAUAGUGCAUUUGAUUUGAAUAGGGUAUUGCAUCACUAACUGGCUAGUGACAAAGAGCUGAACUGAUUCCAAAGCUUGCGUACCACACCUCCAGAGUGUGGUUUAAACCACAGUGUCCAGACAUAGACCGGCCCUUGUUAUUAAGCCCCGGCAUUCAAUAGUCAAAUCAGACUGAAGUUGGAACAGAGAGACGGCCAAGCUAAGAUGGACGGAACGUCAGCUCAGUGAUCUGAAACAACUCUUUCCAUUAAAGUCCAAAGACAGAAGCUCAUCCACGCAUCCUGGUGAAUGUUCAGCGGUGAAAGAAGGCAUCCCACUCCAAUCUCACCAUGGACUGGAAGACGUUAGAGGCCCUGCUUAGCGGGGUCAAUAAAUACUCCACCGUAUUCGGACGCAUCUGGCUCUCCGUGGUCUUCGUGUUUCGAGUCAUGGUCUUCGUCGUGGCCGCGGAACGUGUCUGGAUUGACGAUCAGAAAGACUUUGACUGCAACACCCGCCAACCCGGCUGCGCCAACGCCUGUUACGACCACUUCUUCCCUGUCUCCCACACCAGGAUCUGGGCACUCCAGCUCAUCUUCAUCACCUGUCCCUCUUUCAUGGUCGUGAUGCACGUAGCGUACCGCGAAGAACGCGAGCGCAAGUACCGCAUCACACACGGUGAGAACGCCCGUCUCUACGACAACACAGGACAGAAGCACGGAGGACUCUGGUGGACAUAUCUCCUCAACCUCUUCUUCAAGACGGCCAUCGAGGUGGCGUUCCUCUACCUCCUGCAUCUCAUCUACAACAACUUUGACCUGCCGCGACGCGUCAUAUGCGACCUUUGGCCUUGUCCUAACCAGGUGGAUUGCUACAUCGGCCGGCCCACAGAGAAGAGGGUGUUCACCUACUUCAUGGUAGGGGCGUCGGCUGUUUGUAUAGUGCUAAACGUGUGUGAGAUCUUUUACCUGAUAGCCAUCCGGGUGCUGAAGAUCAGCCACCGGGGAAGCCUCCAUGCCUCCUCCAAGAAGAGGUGCUCUGAGCCGGACUGGGAUGUGUGCCAGACACCGGCGGCAGACUACCAGAAGGGCAACGAGGCCGACUUCACCACGGAGGACAAGAAAACAUCUAUCUUUUAAGUCAGACAUGAAACUUUUUACAAUCAAAGUUUUAUUUGACGAAAAUCUUUAUUGACUAAAUGUUGUGAACUGAAUUCGACUUUAUGAUUAAUGUAUCUUAGCCAAAUUCAUUGGAAUUUAAAUGUAAUUGUUUUAUCCGAAUAUUUUUUGAUGAAGCCAGUGGGUGGGCAGCCCUUGGUCUGUACACUCCCCUGCCAGGGUGUAAGAAGAUCAGAGAAACAAGUUUCUCUGUCAGAUCUGCCUAUUAUACCAAAGAGAAACCGUCCCCUGAGCCGAAGUCUUUAAAAACAUGUGUUGUGUUAAAUUCUGCUCCAACUUAAGAUGUGGUCCCUCAUUGUUUUUGGAUGAAAACUAAUGCUGAGCGAUAAGUGCUUUUUUUUUAAGGUUGGUUUGGUUUAUUAUGAAAUAAAGCUUUUCAAUGUAAAUUCCAAAGCAAAAAAAUCAUUCAAAACAUUGAAAAUAUUCCCUUGUCUCUGUCAGAUCCACAUUGGGUAGACAUCAAUAGGAAAUUACUAUAAAAUAAUAGAAUAUUUCAA
Salmo salar (Atlantic salmon) is the source of this 1700-nucleotide messenger RNA. Its product is annotated as gap junction beta-3 protein. The record is from RefSeq and is a predicted model, not a curated record. NCBI's taxonomy places the organism in Eukaryota, Metazoa, Chordata, Actinopteri, Salmoniformes, Salmonidae. Gene Ontology annotation, biological process: cell-cell signaling. Gene Ontology annotation, cellular component: connexin complex. Gene Ontology annotation, molecular function: gap junction channel activity.